AUGUUCGCCGCCUUCCUCAGCCGCUUCUCCCGCCAGAAAUCACCGCCCUCAAUCACCCUUUCCUCCAAUCGCCACCCGCUCUCCACCACCACCACAUCCUCCUCGUCUCUCUACACAAAAUACUCUUUCAAGCCACCAGCCUCUCUCAACCCCGACAACUCCAUUAAGCCCCAGCCCAGAACCUCACCCCAACAACAACCCAACCACAAAAAACCCUCCAAACCCCCGUACCGCCCACCAUCAUCCCUCGACCGGUCUGGUCAAGAGCCAGUCCGUUCCAACCUCCCUUUUGAUUUCCGGUUCAGUUACACCGAGAGCAGUCCAAAUGUCAGACCCAUUGGCCUUCGCGAGCCUAAGUACUCCCCAUUCGGGCCGGGCCGUUUGGACAGGGCCUGGACAGGUGUUUGUGCCCCGGUGACCGACCUGAAGGAGUGGUCCUCGGAAAAGGAGGAAGAUUUGGAGGAGAAGAGGAAAAUAUUGAGAGAGAGAGUUCAGGGAGAGCCGUUGACGAAUGCUGAGAGGAAAGCUCUCGUCGAGAGGUAUCAAAGGCACCGGACGAAGAAGCAAGUUAAUUUGGGGAGGGAUGGUUUAACACACAACAUGUUGAAUGAUAUUCAUAAUCACUGGAAACACGAUGAGGCUGUCAGGAUAAAAUGUAUGGGUGUGCCUACUCUUGAUAUGAAAAACGUGUGCACCCAAUUGGAGGAUAAAACAUUUGGUAAGAUCAUUCAUAGACAUGGCGGUCAACUUGUAUUGUACAGAGGUAGGAAUUAUCGUUCUAAGAAAAGACCUGUGAUUCCAUUAAUGCUGUGGAAGCCUCAGGAGCCAGUAUAUCCAAGGCUUAUAAAAACAACUAUUGAUGGCCUAAACAUUGAGGAGACUAAAAAAAUGAGGAAAGGAGGAUUAUCUGUCCCUGCCUUAACAAAACUUGCCAAAAAUGGUUAUUAUGGCAGUCUCGUGCCUAUGGUUCGGGAUGCUUUUCUCACUGAUGAGCUGGUACGUAUAGAUUGUAAAGGCCUUCAAAAGAGCGACUACAAGAAAAUAGGCUGCAAACUGAGGGAUUUGGUGCCUUGUAUUCUUGUGACUUUUGAAAAGGAGCAGAUUGUGAUAUGGAGGGGCAAAGACUAUAAACCUACACAUGAGGGAUACUUUCUCACGGAGAGAGAAUCAUUUAGCGACCCAGAGGACGAUUUAGUCAGUCUUGCAUAUGGAAAUAAGACCGGAGACGACACUCAGACUGAGAACAAUUUUGAUUCUGGUGAUUCUGAUGACGAGUUUGCUUCAAGUUAUAUGGAUCCAGCAUGA
Fraxinus pennsylvanica is the source of this 1305-nucleotide messenger RNA. The record is from the annotation of a GenBank genome assembly. NCBI's taxonomy places the organism in Eukaryota, Viridiplantae, Streptophyta, Magnoliopsida, Lamiales, Oleaceae.